AUGCUGCACGCCAUUAAUCCUGACAUACCCCCGGAACGCACGGCCAAGAUGCAGGUUCGCGAGGUGACCCCACAGAUGCAGGGAAUCGCCGUUGAGGAGUGUGGAUUCGGGUCGCAGCUGACUUCGGCGACUUCGGCGUCUCCGGUCGCCGCGGCGGGUGGGGCCGAGUGGCCGAACUGGUCCCGGAUGGAAGGUCCAAAUUGCCACGGCGGAAGAGCUCCACGACUCCGACACUUGCUUGGAUACUCCCGAGGCCGUUACCAUCGUCGCCAAUGA
Messenger RNA from Colletotrichum orchidophilum, 276 nucleotides. RefSeq lists its product as uncharacterized. Lineage: Eukaryota; Fungi; Ascomycota; Sordariomycetes; Glomerellales; Glomerellaceae. Bases 1 to 276 code for a protein of 91 amino acids. The record is from RefSeq and is a predicted model, not a curated record. The transcript has a single exon.